UCCAAUGUAAACAAUUUUAUUAUUUUGCAAAUAUCAGCGUAGCUUUUCUGGUCGAUUAAAUAGUAAAAAAUGGCCGACCAGUACACCAUAAAGGUUGAUCGUUCUAAGGCAGCGUCCGUUGAUGCUUAUCUAGAAUACAAAAGGAUUGUAGGUGAAGACGAUGGAGGUGUCAUGUUUACUCCAGAGGAAUACGAAGACUACAAGAAGAAAGUCUUACCAAUGCGUAUAAAAAACCGUCUCUUCACCAGCUGGUCUGGUCCCAGUGGUAUAGACUGCAAGCAGAUCGGUCCAGAAACACUGUGCUUCUGCAAACACAGAUACAAGCAGCACAAGACCGAUUUUCACGUGAUCCCCGAGGAGCGCCCGAUCCGGUUGCCGUGCCGUGCCAAGGGCUGCCGGUGCAGCACGUACCUCUACGUGCCCAUGAACGGAGGUCAGCCCAUCCGGUGUACGUGCAAACACCCUUCUGAUGACCACAAGGAGGCAGCACCGUUUGUCUGCAAGAAAGGUGGGUGUACGAAGUGUGUCGGCUUCAAGAGUCCGUUCACGUGCGGGUGUGGAUCUCCCGUCCACCAGCACCAGAUGAUCGUGGAGACGGCGGACGAGAGAGAGGCCAGAGGUCACCCAGUGGGUCAGGCUACCCCCUACGCUGCCAUGGGGGGACUGACGGGAUUCUCGUCCCUCGCAGAGGGAUACAUGCGACUGGACCCCAGUGGAAUAGGUGCCCCGGAUGAAGAGUUUCUGAGUCAGGAGAUCACGGCCAAUGACAACCCAUUUCUACGGGCCAACGUGCAGGCCAUCAAGGCUCACAAGAUGGCCAAACAGGGUAUCACUGGACCAAAUGCUGAGGUGUUUGAAGACAUCACAGAGAGAGUGUCCACCAUGAAGCGUCCCGGCGAAACGGACAUGGAUUUCUAUGAGCGCCGCUAUCAAGAACGACUGAAAGCUGAGAAAGCAGCAAAGAGAAGAGACCUUGGCACUAAUUUACGAGUGGCACCACGGAAAGCUAUUGAACCAAAGAGAAAAGCUGCUAAUCAGCCUUCCACAAGCCUGGCAAGGAAAUAGGGGUAAAUAUCUCUAGUUUCUGUUGCUGCAACACACUUGAUGGCUAGAAGUGACUUCUCUUUGUGUAUCAUACAUGACAUAUCACAAUAUGGGUUUUAUUACAAGUCACUUUUUCCCAAAAGAAAUGUAAAACUAGAUUUCUGUGAUAUUUAUUAGUUACUAUUACUUAUUAUUUUUACUGUAUUUUUUAUUGUUUUGUGUUAGAAACCAUGUGAUUUCUUUUAUUACACUGAUGACCUAUGUGAUUAGGGACAAAAACGAAAUCUGACUUUGGUUCAAAAUCAUUACAAACAAGCUGAAAUAAAAAAUUUCUCCAAAGGGAAAUAACUCAUAAUAUUUUGAUGUAAUCCAGUCUUUCUCACUUCUCAGUGGUUUUAAUUGUUUGUUUAUUCUUGGGGGAGUUGUUUUGGAGGUUUUAUUGUUUUUUUGGGGGGGGGGGGUUGGAGGUGUUAGUUUUUGUUGUUGUUAGGGUUUGUUUUGGGGGUUUCUGGGGGGGGGGGUGUAUUUAGUUUUUUUAGUUUUGUGUUUAUGCUUGCUAUGAUCUGAAUACUAGUGUAAUUUGAUUUAGGCCAGUAGAUUUUAUUUUAUUAAUUAUAAAAAGUUAUGUACUUGCUUUUAUUAAUUUUAGUAUUAUUAAUAAGAAUUAUUUGUUUAUCUUCAGAUUUUAAAUCUACUUUUCCUUUUUGUCCUUGUAAUAGAAAAAUGUAUUAAUGGCACAUGACAUUUACCAUCAUAUUUCAUUUAAUCUGUGGUCCAAAGGAUGUGGUAUGUGCUGUUUUGUCUGUUGUCAAAUACAUUUUAGAGAUCACUAUGAAUUAUGAAUUUUUGUUUUUGUCUCACUUUCUGAUAAUUAAAUUAUUAUUUUUUAAUUAAUUGAUAACUCUUUACGAUAAUGACAUAUUGAAGACAGUAGAACUAUUUUUUUCACACUGUCAGUGAUUUCAUGUGGUACACCUUUUAAUUAAUAAAUUGUUAGUGACCACUAUAGCCUGGCAUUAAUAUGUUGUAGUUAAUUGAUUAUAGAGUUAGCAUGUCUAUAGUACAAACACUUUGACUGACUAUCUAAGUGUAGCAAAGAUCCAACCUAUCUUAUUUUAUUUAAUGUUCUGUUUUUCCAUCAGUUUAGGCUGAAUUGGCUUUACAAGUCCAGGGUUAACAUUAAUAGAGAUUAUUAUACAAGCUUGUGUGUCGUACUGAUUUUACGAAACGAGUGUCAGGAUUAUUGUAUUACUCAAACGAGAGCGAGGGUAAUACAUGAAUCUUGACACAAGUUUCGUAAAAUCAGUAUGAUUCACAUGCAAGUGUAAUAAUUUCUUUAUUAUCCACAUUAUUCAAAAUAUUAUUUUUGUGAAUAACAAGCUAGGACCAUUUCAAAACGAUUCUAAAAAGAGACGAUGAAACGACAUCAUUUUCAUAAGCGUUUACACUGGGGAAGUCAUAUUAAGUUAUGAUGUUGCUUCACAAAAUUACGUCAUUCGUUGUGCAUGUGGAAUAAUUAUGACACAUGUCGGUCAUACUGGUUAUAUUUCCCUGAGUAUCUUGAACUAUGUGGAUAAUAAUAUAAUUUAUUUGUAUGUGAAAUAACUUACAGUAUGUUAUUAUUGAAUAAAACAGUUGAUCAACCUACUAAGCCACCCUACAAGUCCUAAAUAAAAACAUUUACUUGUAACGGAUAUUUUCUCGCUCAUUUGUUUUAUGUUUGUUAUUCAAAACGGGUGAUUUUUUGUUUUCCAGAAUGGUGUGUGUAGCUUGUUGAAUUGAUUUGGAAACAUAUGUUUUCCAUUUCAAAUGCAUGCAUGGGAAUAUCUCAAAAUAUAUACAUAUAUUUCUAUGCAAGAAAAUAGUUUGUAUUAGCAUUGAGUUGGUUUUGCUUAUACAUGUAAUAUGUUUUAGCUACUAUAGCAAUAUAAUCACUGUUGUUUGAUGUGAAGAAAGAUGAAAUGAUAAACAUUGUUAUUACAUGUAGUACAUGUGUAAAAGGCAAGCCUAUUUUGCUACAUUUAAUUUUUGAAACUGUGAUACUGUAAUUUAAUUAUAUUAAGAUCUGUGACGCAUUCAAACCACACGUUUGUUUGUUUGUUAGUUUGUUAGUUUGUAAUCAACUUUGGGUGUCAGAAUAUUUAUUGUAAAGUGCCUUUUUUUCAUAUUUGCUGUAUUUUUAUUUUAUUGAAAAAAAUGUAUCUAUUGGAUGUGUCUGAUACCAAAUUCUGUCAAGGUCUUCUUGUAUUCAAGUGCCUUUAUUAUGCUUUCAUUAUAUUUACUUUGUUAAAAACUUAUUCACUAAAAGUUUUUCAAUAAUUUAUUAGUAAUUAUUCAGUCUGUUUUUUGUUGUGUUUUGGUGGGGGGUUGUUUUUUGUAUUCAGUUGUCUUUAUGAUGCUUUCAUUAUUUUUAUUUGGUUAAAACGUUAUUCACUGAAUUUUAACUGAAUCUGGUAGAAUAAAAAAAAUUCUUAUUGUAAAUAAACACACUGAAAAUUUUUAAACAUUUAGAAAAAUGGAUAAUUAAAAUAUUUGCAGAUGCUUGGUUUGUGUAAUAAUAUAUGUAUAUUGAAAUUUAUAUUGGAGCAAAUUAUACAUGUACAUGCCAGUGAAAACAAUGUUGUCAAAAUUUGGUCCAUUUAUUUGCAAAUUUAUUCAUGUUUUUGAAAACGUAAAUUGCUGUCUGAUAAUAGAUUAUAGUGCUGGCAAGUGUUAUACCGAAAAAAUCAUUUUUGCUGGGUUAAAUAGUGUCAUAUGUCAUGUCUAGUAUAUUCUUCUACUUUUUUCCCAAAUAGCAUCAAUAUACUGUUCAUAUUUAGUCCAACUGGUCAUAGUUGGAACUCACUGUCACACCCAAUGUUGGCUAAUUGAUGACAGACUGAGCUGGUCACUUUAUCGCUCUAGGCACCACACCAACAUUUGUCAUGUCGUUACUUGUUGUCAGAGUCAGCAGUGAAAGUUGGGUGGGGCCAUUGUCAGGGUCAGCAGUGAAAGUGGGUGGGGGCAUUGUUAGUACAAUGGUUUGGGGGAUGGAAAUUUGAGGGCCUGAAGGGCCAGAACUUGUUAUGUGAGUUCAGGGGCGUGCUCCUCCAAGAAAAAUUUUAAGUUCAGGUUUUUAGGUUUCCAGCAUUCUAAGCACAAUAACAGAAAAAAAGUGGAACCCUUCACUCGAGGACGAAUAUGUAAAUUUUUGGGCUUACUCUAUAAAAUGAAUAUAAAAGUCUGACCUUUGUCCCCCCCAACCCCACUCCGAUUAGAGACUGCCUCCCAUACUAGAGAUUGUGUCCCACCCCCACUCCAGAUAUGAAUGAAGGCAUGAAUAGUUGCCUCAUAAGAUAGCUGCUUAAUACAGAUUUGUACAAUAUUAGAUGAUGUGAUGGGUAAACUAGAAGGCCUCUUUAUCAAUAUAUAAGAUGACUUCUUAAGACAGAUGGUUAUUUAAUGGAGGUCAGUGUUUACUAUAUUGAUUGGAUGUGAUUCAAGGUGCCCUUUAAGAGGGUAGUUGCUGAACAGAGUAUGUGUCAUUUGCUUAAUUUUUAUUUAUGAAGAACUGAAUAUUUUUUAUAUAGAUUGUGAUUUUGUACUGUGAUGCAUUUUAGGCAACACUGUCUCAAAACAUUCCAUCCAUAGCACAUUUUAUAACCACUAGACUAUAGCAUACAUUUGUUAAAGUUAUUUAUUAAACAGCUUUAUUUUA
Gigantopelta aegis is the source of this 4741-nucleotide messenger RNA. Its product is annotated as protein FAM221A-like. Lineage: Eukaryota; Metazoa; Mollusca; Gastropoda; Neomphalida; Peltospiridae. The transcript has 8 exons. The coding region runs from base 70 to 1065 and encodes 331 amino acids. The record is from RefSeq and is a predicted model, not a curated record.